AUGAUGACGGAAGAACCGUCGAACGGUGGCGACGUGGUCAUGGACGAUUCUGACCAAGAGAUUGUGGAGUCUCCUUCGCUAAUCAUUCCAAUCAAAUCGGCACCGGGCAGUGAUAACUUUGUGGAGAUCUUUCCUGAAGAAAUCACAGAAACAGCGUCCUCUAGUCUACUACAAGUAUUGAAAGAUGAAGAUGCGGAUCUUUCAGUAUGGGCUGACGCUGCCUUGCUCUACGUUCAACACAAACAACACGCUCGUGAUGCCUCGACUAUUUUGCAAGCUGGUUGCGAACGACCUGGGGGAUCUGAUGAAGAACGAGUCCGCCUUUUUGCAUCAGCUGGAAUUGCACACUUGACUCAUGCGCAAUUAACCGCGGGUAAGAAAGGCAGCACAGCCAAUGAUGACUUGAGCAGUAUGGCAGACAAUCACUUUACAAACUCGAGUAAAAUUGAUAAUCUGUAUCCCAUGACUUGGAUGGGAAGAGGAAUGCUGAAUCUAUCCGCUGGGAGAUUGGAUCAGGCUAGAUUUUUCUUCGAGACAACCUUGAAGGAAUACGAUCGGGUUCUUCCAGCUUUGUUGGGACUCGCUGCUGUCCUCUACUUGGAAAACAACUUUGUAGAGGCACAACGCACGUAUGCAGAAGCGAUCCGAAAGUACCCUCACAAGAGUGGUGCAGCAACUCGUGUCGGCUUUGGCUUGUGUUGUUACAAGCUUGGACAGGUUGAUCGUGCAAAAGCUUCCUUUGCUCGUGCAUUGGACAUCGAUCCCGAGAAUGUCGAAGCCAUGGUUGGGUCGGCUGUUUUGGAUAUGGCCAGUCUGGAUGAAUCCGAUUCCGAAUUCAAUGUCACCAUGGAGAAGGCUAUCAAGAUGAUGUCCAUGGCCAACUUGUUGGAUCACUCGAAUGCAAUGGUGCAGAAUCAUCUCGCCAAUCACUACUUUUGGAAGUGGACCCCAAUUCCAGGAUCAGCAAAGGUAGAACAAGGAUCGAAAUUGGUGGUGGGAACCCAACCGAUUCCACUCGACCCUGGAGAACGCAUUCGAAUCGGAACCGAGUUUGAAACUUACGUGGCAGAAGAUGUUGAAGAGGACGAAGAAGGAAAGUCCUUCCGAAUGAAGGACGAAUGGAAAGAAGCAACGACCAGUGGGCUAAAAGUCUGGAAGAAAGACUACGACCGCGUGGAAGCACUUGCAAAGGGAGCCUACAAUAGCACAAGUGUCCAGGAUAUUCAAGCCGAAUCGCUGUACUUUCUUGCUCGUGUUCAUCACGUCCGCGGAGACUUGCAGCAUGCCAAUCAAUUCUAUGAGAGAGCAUGCAAAUUGUCGCCAAGUUUGGGCCCAGCACGAUUUGGUUUGGCACAAACGCAAAUUGCACAAGAACAGUUUGGACAAGCUGCCAUCAAUUUGCAACGUGUUUUGGCAUCAUCCAAUACCGCAACAGAUGCUCUUGCUUCAUUGGGUCUUUUGGAGGUCAAGAGUGGGAAGAAGAUUAACGAAGGUUUGGGUCAUUUGAGAAAAGCCAUUGAUCUGGACCCAUUAAACCCAGAGCUUGUUCUUCUGGAAGCCCUAGCUUUGCAACAGCACGAGAGCAACUAUCCCAAGGCGCUAGACCGAUACAAGGGAGCAGUCAAGUUGAUGGAGCGAAGGGGAACACUGAUUCCACCCGAGAUUUACACCAAUAUUGGAGUCUUGUGUCAUGAAACGAAGAAGUUUGAUGAGUGCUUGGAAAUGUACAAAAAAGCGUUAGACUCUUUAGAUGGAAGUGAUGAAGACAAGAUUGUCACCAUGGAGAACACUGGACUGAAGGGUGGAGAGAUCCGCCACCCUGACAAUUACAUGUUCCAUGGUUACGUCGACACCAACUUUGCAAUUGAAUGCUUAGAAAAACAAGAGGAAAUCAGCAAAGUGAAUAUUGCCGAUUCGCAAGGCAAGACAGAGGCUGAUGUCCCAAUUGUUGUUGGCGAUCAUGUCAAGAUCGGCGAAUCCUUUGAAUCUGAGGUGACUGCAAUUUCGAAAGAGGGCGACUCUAUUGCCAUCGAAUUGAAGAAACCAUUCACAAACACGCCUCCCACAGAAGAAGAGAAAUCGGAAGAGAAAGAGGAUUCUGAGGCGAAAAAGGACAUCAAGCUCCCUGUUUUGGUGAAGCGUGAAAACAAUCGAAUGAAACGAUCUGCCACAAUUAGUAUCGCCUUCAACUUGGCGAGACUACACGAAGCCGCAGGCCGUACGCUUCCAGCUGUUGAACUCCACAAGGCAAUCUUAAAACGAAACCCUGCCUAUGUCAACAGUUAUCUCCGUCUCGCGUGUAUCGCAAUCGAUUGUGGUGCUUUGGAAGAGUGUGCUGGAUGGCUCAAGAUUGCAGCGAAGACUGCUCCUGGAAACCCCGAAGUCUUGACACUGAUUGGAAAUCUGCACCUUUCGCUUUGUGAUUGGGCUCCAGCUCAACAAGUUUUUGACGGUCUUCUGGCGAAAAAGGUUCCAAAUGUCGAAGCCUACGCCAUGUUAAGUCUUGGAAAUAUUUACUUUGCAAACCUGGAUACUCCAAUGAAAUAUGAAAAGUAUCUUAAGUAUUCGGCAGACUACUACAAGAUAAUCCUUACGAAGGACACAGCGAACGCGUACGCUGCUAAUGGGCUUGGUACUGUUCUUGCAGAAAAUGCUGAGCUCUUCAAAGCAAAGGAGGUUUUCAAUCGUGUCCGAGAAGUUAGUGGCGAUGUCAUUGCUGAUACACAUAUCAACUUGGGGCACAUUUACUUGGCGCAAAAGAAGCACCCUGAGGCACUUCAGAUGUAUCAGAGCUACCUGAAGAGAACGGAAGAUGGAACUGCACCAAUUUCGUCCAAGAGUCGUACAGAUGACAAAGUCACUGUUCUUCUGUACAUUGCAUUUGCGUACUUUGACUGGGCGCGGCAGGCAGAACUGUUCAACAACCAUAAGGCAGCACCAGCAGAUGACAGAUACAAAAAGGCGAUGGAACAUCUUGAGUUGGCAAUUUCCGAGAAUACAUCGAAAACGGUUCUGUUGACAUACAACUUGUGUAUGACAAAGUUGCAAGCUGCUAACUGCGUUUUGCAGAAGCUUACACGGAAUAUUCGGCGGACUGCCAAGGAAGUUGAAGAAGCAUUGAAUGGUUUGGAAAAAAGUCUGACUACUGUUGAAGAGAUUUUGGCAAAGAAGAAAGAUGGGUCGCUCAAGGUACCAAUUGCGACUUCGACGUUGGAUGACUUCUUGAACCAUUGUAGAAGCAAUAUUGACAGUGCCAAGUCACAUCUGGAAGAAGAAAGAAGGAGAGAAAAGGAGGCUAAUGAAUUGAAGGAAUUGCAACGUUUGGCUUCCGAGUCGUCACGAAAGCAGCAAGAGCUUGAAGAGCAGUUGAAAAAGGAAACGGAGGCGAAGAAGCAGGAAGAACGAGACUCAAAGGCACGCGAAAAAAUGGCCAAGAUCCAAGAUCUGCAAGCAGGUUGGGAAAUGGAAAAGGCAGCGACCGAGCAAAAGAAAUCAAAGAAGGCAAAGACUGCUGAAGCACCACCUGCGGAAGACGUUCUCUUCCCCGAGGAGGAGGAACCUGCGAAUACUAAAAAUCUGUUCGAGGACAGCGAUGAUAGUGACAAUGAAGCAGAGAAGCCAAAAAGCGACGAAGCUCCUGCUUCCAAGCCCAAUAGUACCACUCAAGAAGAUCUUUUUGGCGAAGACAGCAGCGAUGACGAAGAUGCUCCUGCAAAACCGAACAAAGAGCCCGAGAGCAACAAGAACACCACUCAAGAGGAACUGUUUGGGGAUAGCAGCGACGAAAGUGACGAGGAAUUGCAGCCUUCAAGUGCAAAGAGAUCAGCAGAGGAGCCUGAUGAACAACCUCAGAAGAAGCAGAAGAUUGCAGAAGAUUAA
This is a messenger RNA of Cylindrotheca closterium, 3879 nucleotides long. The record is from the annotation of a GenBank genome assembly. NCBI's taxonomy places the organism in Eukaryota, Bacillariophyta, Bacillariophyceae, Bacillariales, Bacillariaceae.